Messenger RNA from Drosophila bipectinata, 1335 nucleotides. RefSeq lists its product as uncharacterized. NCBI's taxonomy places the organism in Eukaryota, Metazoa, Arthropoda, Insecta, Diptera, Drosophilidae. The record is from RefSeq and is a predicted model, not a curated record.
CCACUUGAAAUGUCCUGGCUCGAAGCAGGGAAGGCCGGAAACUAAAGGUACUCUUUUUCUUGCGAAACAUAACAGCUGCUCCUGGCACUUUCCUGCAGCUGCUGCGCAAUCGGCAUUCUCUCAUGCCGCCUUGCAUCCUCAACCUGAACUUGUGGAUUGGAAAUCAAUACUAGUUGGCCCUGGCAUUGCUGGCUCGACUUGACUUUCAAUCCAAAGUGUAACUUUCCAAAAUUCAAAGCAUAACCACAGAAAUUUUUCAUCAAGCAACACCAAGCCAGAAAUAUGAAGAACUCCCAGAAACCCUUGAACCCAAGCCGGCUAACACCCUCGCGUCUUCUCGACCCCGAGCACUACAGCAUCGAUGAUGUGUACGCCCAAUUCGAGACGUACAGGAAGCAGAAGCUGGAGGAACAGCAGGAGCAGAGUCGCAGGCUGAAGAUGAAGUUUACCUUGUCGGCGGAUCUCCGGGAACUAAACGCCCAUAUGGAAAACCUGCGUGUGGGCAUGCAGUGGCUCCACGACCAGCAGAAGAGCGACCUCCUGACACAAAUGGAUAUCAAUGCCAUUGAUAUAGCUCCCGCAGAGAAAAAUUCGAAAAAAGCUUCCAGCCAGGAUCGUGGGGACGGCGCAGAGCUGCCGGAUUUGGUAAUUAGCUGCGGGACAAGCAAAUGCUUGUUCGAAGGCUGCGGCCGGAAGAUAGACAGCCAGGUGCUGCUGCUGCACUACCUCUGCGACCACAAGCCCCAACUGUCCUCCUCGCUACGCUGCCUGCCCCUGGUGGAGGGUGAACGGGUGGUGUUCUCCUUCCAGCCGAAGUUGUGCGAGUUUCGGGUCAACCAGAUCUUGGGACUGCUAGCUUACGGUGGCCUUCUGGAGGAGCAGUUUGUUCCGAGCAGCCGCAAGCGACACAUAUACAACAGCUUCCUGCCGGACAAGCACUCGCAUCUAAGGACGCAUGUUUCCGUGGUGGUCCUCAUUUGCCGGACAGCAGUCCAUGCAGCACUAAUGGACAAGAAGCUGGCCAGAAGGGCACAGCUGCAGGAGAAUAGGCAGGAUCAGAUCUACGUGAUUUGGCUGGUGACGCCCUGCAAUCAGAUCAAGUUGAACGCCACGCUAUUCCUGUGCGGUCGGGACGCGGCUGUCCGGACCUGUAACGUGGUGGGAGUGCGCAAGGCCAAUAGCAGCCAGGACACGGCCCGGUUCAUGGCAGUGGAUGCCAACUACUGGAGACUCACGCACAGCGAAAUGGAAAAGCUUUCGAACGGCUUCAGGGACGAGCUUAAUCUAGAGAUUGGACUGACUGAGCCGAAUGCCUAGCCCUACUGGAACGCUUCU